Molecule: messenger RNA, 735 nt
Organism: Williopsis jadinii
Lineage: Eukaryota; Fungi; Ascomycota; Saccharomycetes; Phaffomycetales; Wickerhamomycetaceae
Exons: 4
Coding region: 183-608 (141 amino acids)
Source: RefSeq, a predicted model, not a curated record
CGAAGUUACGUGUUUGAAAACCCGACCCUCAUUUCUUAGAUCUCACUCUUAUUCACUCCUUUAUAUCUAUCAAGAGAGAGACUGUCCAUUCCCUUGGUCUUACGCUCUUUAAACAAUGAGAUUUUCAACAGCAGUUCUUGUGUCGAUUUUCACGGCCAUCACUGCUUCUGCAAGUUGUUCUUAUGAAGGUGGAAACUACUUCUGUAGCAACGUCGACGCCAUUACCUAUGAGAAUGUCGGAUAUUCUGGUACAUACAAGGAUUUCAAAGAAGAAGAGAGAUUUGGUUGAAGAGGACUGUUCAACCACAAAGCAUAUUCACCAUGCCCACAAGAGAGAACCAGCCACCCAGAUUGUUGCAGUCACCGAGACUGUCUAUGUCAAUGCUGAUGGUGAAGUCGUUACUCAGAACACUCAGGCCACAUCUCAGCAAACUACCACAACAACACCAACACUGCCACUACUGCUUCUCCAACAACCACUGGCACCACUUCUACUUCUUCCACUUCUUCCACUAGUGCUACUGCCACUUCCACCGCUGGUACCGACUCAGCUUGGGUCAGAUCCUCCUACUACACUCCUGGUAGUACCGACAACUGUGUUUUCUUGAACACUCUUGGUGGUUCCUCCUCAGGUGUCUUCUCCACAUGUUUCGGUAACUCUUUAUCUUAUUGUUCCGCUGACGGUUCAAGUGCAGCUUCUUCCGCACAAGCAUUGAAUGAUGUUUUGCUUACUUC